Diuraphis noxia (Russian wheat aphid) is the source of this 2994-nucleotide messenger RNA. RefSeq names its product vacuolar protein sorting 16 (gene Vps16A). NCBI's taxonomy places the organism in Eukaryota, Metazoa, Arthropoda, Insecta, Hemiptera, Aphididae. Gene Ontology annotation, molecular function: actin binding. Gene Ontology annotation, biological process: endosomal transport; vacuole fusion, non-autophagic; intracellular protein transport. The record is from RefSeq and is a predicted model, not a curated record. Gene Ontology annotation, cellular component: HOPS complex; lysosomal membrane; endosome.
CUAAAUUAAAAAUUUGAAUUCAUACAAUUUUAAAUUGAAAUGCUCAUGAGAUUAUCAAGGAAUUGAGCAUCUAAUUUUUAUCUUAUGUUGUAGAAUUUUAUUUGGAUUGUUGAAUUGCAAAUAAUAUGUCGCUGCUUACGUCCGAGUGGGUUCCUUAUGGAACUGAAAAUUACUUCAGGAAACUUGAAAUGUAUUCGGAUAUGUAUUGGUGUAAUGAAAUAGAUAUUAGCACAUCUGUUGUAAUUGCGGCCCCUUGUGGAGGACCAGUUAUUGUUAUACGCGAUAGAACAAAAUUGGUAUCUAUAAAAACAGUUGGAAAGCCAAUAAUUUCUGUUUACACAUCAUCUGGAAAAAUUAUUUCGUCUUUUGUGUGGAGUUCAGGUCAUUUAAUCAAUUUAGGAUGGUCAAAUAAUGAAGAAAUAUUAUGUUGCCAAGAUGAUGGUUUGGUUUUAAUGUAUGAUUUGUUUGGAAACUACCAGCAUACUUUUAGUAUGAUUAAGGAUCGACAAGGUAUUAAAUUAUUAGAUGCAAGAAUUACGAGUAACUUUACAAGAACUAUAGUUGCAGUAUUGACAGAAUCAUUCAAUAUUUAUGUUAUGAAUGAUAUUACAAAAGUAAAAGUUCAUAUUUUACCAGAUAUUCCAGAUAUGAAUAGUUUUCCUAAUUUAUGGGAAAUAGUAUUAUUAGAAAGACAAACAAGUGUAUUGAUUUCAACAAAUCACUCUUUGUAUUCUGUUUCUCAUGCUGAAUGCAAACAACAAUUUAUUGGAUUUAAUGACACAGAUUAUAACAGUGAUAUAAGUCUUACAAAUUCAAUUAAGAAAAUCUCUAUUUCAGCAGAUCACAAAUAUAUUGCUUUAUUAAAUAAUGACAAUAUAAUAUGGAUUGGAUCUUCAGAUUUACGAAAAGUUUAUAGAAUUUAUAGAAAAUCUUUUUCUAGUUCCAUUGAUCAAAUGGCUUGGUGUGGGACAGAAGGAAUAGCACUGUAUUUUAGAUCAGAAGAAACAGUGAUGAUUAUUGGUAAAAUUGAGGAUCAGGUAUCUUUUAUCUAUACCGAUCCUAUUUGUUUAGUAUCAGAAAUUGACUGUGUUCGAGUAAUAGGAGCGUUUUCAAAUGAUAUGUUACAAUUAGUACCUCAUUAUGUACAAGAAAUUUUUCGUAUUAAUAGUACUAGCCCCAGUUCUUAUUUAGUUGAGGCGUCUAAGCAAUUUGAGAGACGAAACCACCGAGCAAAUGAAUAUAUACAUUUAGUAAAUCAAAUGUUAGAAACUGCAGUAGACCACUGUAUCAAAGCUGCAGGACUUGAAAUUGAUACAACAACACAAAAGUUAUUAAUGAAAGCUGCUCAAUUUGGAAAAACAUUUCUGCAAAACUGGAAUCCAGAACCAUAUUUAAGUCUCUGUAGAUUACUAAGAGUUCUAAAUGCCGUCCGGGAUCCAAAAAUUGGUAUUUCUAUAACAUAUCCUCAGUUGCAAAACAUAUCAGUACAGACAUUAUUGGAUAAACUUGUUGGUCAACGGCAUUACUAUUUAGCUUUACAAGCUUCCUCUUACAUUCGCAUGUCCAACAAUUUAGGAUUCAGCCGUAUUUUAACUCAUUGGGCCAAGUUUAAGGUAAAACAAACACAAGUAGAUAAAGAACAAUUAGCAAUUACAAUUGCUGAUAAACUUGGAAAAUAUUCUGGAGUUUCAUAUCAUAGUAUUGCAGAGAUUGCUGCAAAUAGUGGCAGAAUACAACUUGCUAUAAAACUUUUAGAUUAUGAAACUCAAGUCAAUUUGCAAAUUCCACUGUUAUUAAAAUAUCAACAAGAUAGCAUUGCCCUGAAAAAAGCUGUUGAAAGUGGAAAUACUGAUCUUGUUUAUAUGGUAUUACUUCAUAUGCAAACAUCUAUGCCACUUGGAAAAUUUCAAAUGGAAAUAAAAAAAAGUUCUGUUGCUCAAGCUCUUUUCAUAAAAUAUUGUCAUCAGCAAUCAGGGUAUUCACUAUUGGAUAUGUACACUCAAGAAGAUAAUCACGAAAAGUUGGCACUUUAUCAUAUCACUGAAGCGAUUAAAUCAAAUAACACUAAAGAAAUGUCCGUAUCAAUUAAUGAAGCUAUUAACUGUUAUAAAAGAACACGAGAUGAAUUUUCAUUGACUACUUGUGAAAGUCAUAUAAAGUUAAUACGAUAUCAAAGCAGUUUAGAAGAAAAAUUGAAAAAUAAUUUUCGUAAUUUGACAUUGCAUGACACUCUUCUAAAGUUAAUAGAAAUAAAUGAACUGAAACUUGCUGAUAAAUUACGUUCAGAGUUCAAAGUCCCUGAAAGAAGAUUUUGGUGGGCUCGAUUAACUGUACUAGCAAAGCAAGAAGAUUGGAAUGAACUUGAAAAGUUAUCAAAAUUGAAAAAGUCUCCUAUUGGAUAUGAGCCGUUUAUAGAUGUCUGUAUUGAGCAUGGAAAUAAAUAUGAAGCAUUAAAAUAUUUACCUAAAGUAAGAGAUGAUCUUAAACAAAAUUAUAGCACUAAAGUAACAUCAAUGCCUUAAACUUGUUCCUAAUCAAAAUGUUCUAUUGAUUUAUAAAAAAUAGGCUUACCUCUAUCAUUUUAAACCAUUAGAUUCAAUGAAUGUCUAUAUUUUUAAAUUAUUUUCAUCAUGUAAMAUGUAUAAUAAUUGUCCUACUAUUUAAGAAUAUUUUAACCAACAUGGAUGAUUAACACAUAUAUUUACAUGAGAUUAAUAAAGUGAUGCGUCUUGCAUCAAACACCUGCUAUAAGCCUAUUUUAAAAACUUUUGUUCAAAUUAAUUCUUAUGACAUUUCUGUGGUACGGCUUAUUAUGUUGUAAAUAAAUAUUAAUAUUGCAAUACAUUAUUAAUUUUUUUAGUAUACAGGGUGUCCCGUAAGGAUAUACCUACGGCUGUAGAGAGUAUUUGUUACCAACACAAAAACCAGUUUUUUGCCAUUUUAACUAUAAACUAAAAAAAUUAUUAAAAAUCAUGAUAUUAAUGAAAUUAAAAU